Chelmon rostratus (copperband butterflyfish) is the source of this 3666-nucleotide messenger RNA. It is a transcript of the gene megf10, whose product is annotated as multiple EGF-like-domains 10. The transcript is spliced from 25 exons. The coding region runs from base 203 to 3583 and encodes 1126 amino acids. Lineage: Eukaryota; Metazoa; Chordata; Actinopteri; Chaetodontiformes; Chaetodontidae. The record is from RefSeq and is a predicted model, not a curated record. Gene Ontology annotation, molecular function: protein binding; scavenger receptor activity.
CGGAGACUUCUCCCAUCUGACUAAACACAACGAUAAACAGCGCGUUCAGUCACUUCAUGUUCGUGUCUUGUGAGCUUUCAGAAGGACGAGCCGCUAUUUUUUAUUAUCAGCAACUGGAUACAUCACCAUCAGCACCAAAGGACGGACAUGGGCCAAGGCAGGAUCGUUUUUCUCUCAUAAAUAAGGUGCAGCUCUGACUGAUAUGGCGGUGUCACUGCGCUGCCACAGAGCAGUCCUAUUGGCUGUGGUCUUCUGUUUCCUGCCUUGCAUCAUUUCCUCCCUCAACCUGGAGGAUCCCAAUGUCUGCAGCCACUGGGAAAGUUACUCAGUGACAGUGCAAGAAUCAUACGCCCAUCCUUUUGAUCAAAUUUAUUACACAAGCUGCACCGACAUCAUCAACUGGUUCAAGUGCACCAGACACAGGGUGAGCUAUCGGACAGCAUAUCGUAGAGGAGAGAAGACCAUGUACCGGAGAAAGUCCCAGUGCUGUCCCGGCUUCUACGAGAGUGGAGAGAUCUGUGUUCCUCAUUGUGCAGAGAGCUGUGUUCACGGCCGUUGUAUAGCCCCUAACACCUGCCAGUGUGAGCCAGGCUGGGGAGGAUCCAACUGCUCCAGUGCUUGUGACAGUAGCCACUGGGGUUCCCACUGCAGUAACAGAUGUCAGUGCCAGAACAAAGCACUGUGUAAUCCAAUCACUGGAGCCUGUAUCUGCACCCCUGGAUAUAGAGGCUGGCGCUGUGAGGCUCAGUGUGAAGUGGGCACCUAUGGCAACGGAUGCCAGCAGAACUGCCAAUGCCAGAAUGGAGCCACCUGUCACCAUGUGACCGGAGAAUGCAAGUGCUCACCGGGAUACACUGGAGCUUUCUGUGAAGACCUGUGUCCUCCAGGUAAACAUGGGCAGCAGUGUGAGGAGAGAUGUCCAUGUCAGAAUGGAGGAGUGUGUCACCAUGUGACUGGAAAGUGCUCCUGUCCUGCAGGAUGGAUGGGUACAGUGUGUGGCCAGCCAUGUCCGGAGGGGAGAUUUGGACAAAACUGUUCGCAGGAAUGUCAGUGUCACAACAAUGGCAUCUGUGUGUCAUUUACUGGACAGUGUCUCUGCAGCCCUGGAUACACAGGAGAACGGUGCCAGCAUGAGUGUCCAGUUGGUACUUACGGUGCUGGCUGUGCUAAGAUGUGUCGCUGUAAGAACAACAGCAAAUGCUACCAUACCAAUGGAAUGUGUCUGUGUGAGCCAGGAUAUACAGGGGAGACAUGUGACAUCCGACUGUGCCCUGAAGAACACUAUGGCCUCCAGUGUGAUAGGAGGUGUCCAUGCAACAACCAGAACACACGCAGCUGCCACCCAGUGUCAGGGGAGUGUACAUGUCAGCCUGGUUGGUCAGGCCUCUACUGCAAUGAGACAUGCAGCCCAGGAUUUUAUGGCGAGUCCUGCCAGCAGGUGUGUCAGUGCCAAAAUGGUGCUGACUGCCACAGUGUGACUGGAGAGUGUGUCUGUGCUCCAGGCUUUACGGGUCGUAGCUGUUCAGUGCACUGCCCAGCAGGAACACAUGGAGUGAACUGCUCCUCCAGCUGUAACUGUAAGAACAAAGCUCAGUGUUCACCAAUGGAUGGAUCCUGUGCCUGUAAACCAGGGUGGCACGGGGUGGACUGCUCCAUUAACUGUCCCAGUGGUACCUGGGGUCUGGGCUGUAACCUCACCUGUAUGUGCGGGAAAGGUGGAGCCUGUAACGUGUUGGAUGGUCACUGUACCUGUGCUCCAGGCUGGAGAGGAGAGAGGUGUGAACUCCAUUGCCAGGAUGGUACCUAUGGUCUGGACUGUAAAGAACGCUGUGACUGCAGUCAUGCCGAUGGAUGUCACCACUCAACUGGUCACUGCCACUGUCUGGCUGGAUGGACAGGUAUCCACUGUGACAGUGUGUGUGCAGAGGGCCGCUGGGGCCCAAACUGCUCCCUCCCCUGUAACUGUAAGAAUGGAGCCUCUUGCUCUCCAGAUGAAGGAACCUGUGAGUGUGCUCCAGGAUACCGAGGUGCCACCUGUCAGAGGAUCUGCUCUCCAGGGUACUUUGGUCACCGCUGCAGUCAGACCUGUCCACAGUGUGUCCACAGUAAUGGACCUUGUCAUCACAUCACUGGGCAGUGUGACUGUCUGCCAGGCUUCAAGGGGACACUAUGCAAUGAGGUGUGUCCCAGUGGUCGUUUUGGGAAGAACUGUGCCUGGAGCUGCAGCUGCACCAACAAUGGCACCUGUAACCCCAUCGAUGGCUCCUGUCAGUGUUAUCCAGGAUGGAUUGGCAGCGACUGUUCCCAGCCAUGUCCACCUGGUCAGUGGGGACCCAACUGCAUCCAUACAUGUAAUUGUCACAAUGGAGCCUACUGCAGUGCUUAUGAUGGAGAGUGCAAGUGCACCGCAGGAUGGACCGGACUCUACUGCACACAACGCUGUCCAUUAGGUUUCUAUGGGAAGGAAUGUUCUCAGAUCUGCCAGUGUAGGAAUGGAGCUGACUGUGACCAUAUCUCUGGAGAGUGCACAUGUCGCACCGGCUUCAUGGGACGACACUGUGAACAAAAGUGCCUUCCUGGUUCAUAUGGUUAUGGCUGCCGUCAGGUCUGUGACUGUCUUAAUAACUCCACGUGUGAUCACAUGACUGGUACAUGUUACUGCAACCCAGGCUGGAAGGGGGCUCGUUGUGACCAAGCAGGUGUAGUGGUGGUGGGCAGCCUCAACAGUUUGACCACUGCUGCCAUGCAGGUGGACACCUACCAGAUUGGAGCCAUUGCAGGAAUCAUCAUCCUGGUGUUGCUGGUGCUCUUUCUCCUCCUCCUCUUCAUCAUUUACAGGAAAAAGCAGAAGGGCAAAGAGCCCACCAUGCCUUCUGUGACCUACACUCCUGCUAUGAGGGUCACUGCUGAGUACGCCAUUGCAGAUGCUCACCCACCUACGUGUGAGGCCAACCCCAGCAACUACUUCUCUAACCCAAGCUACCAUACUCUCACCCAGUGUAUCAGCUCCCCACAUGUUAACAAUGGUCCAUAUGGAAAGACCAAGAGCAACCAGCUGCUGGUGAGCUUGAAGAAUGGGGAUCACAGAAAGAGGGCUCCUGUAGUUGAUCACACUGGCACGCUGCCUGCAGACUGGAAACAAAGCAACUGUUUCAAUGAACUGGGAGCGUACGGAGUUGACAGAAGAUAUAUGGGGAAAUCCUUACGAGAUCUGGUGAAGGGUACACUCUAUCAUGCCAGCUCCUGUUCCCUCAGCUCUGAAAACCCAUAUGCUACGAUAAAGGACCCUCCCCUGCUGAUAGCCAAAAACACAGAUUGCGGCUAUGUUGAAAUGAAGUCACCAGCCAGACGGGAUUCACCGUAUGCUGAGAUCAGCAACAGCAGCUCCACCAGUCACCGGAAUGUCUAUGAAGUUGAGCCAACUGUAAGCAUCAUCCAGCCAACUGGAGACAGCAAUGGCCACCUACAGUUUGGUCAAGAUCCAUAUGAUCUUCCAAAAAACAGCCACAUCCCCUCUCACUACGACCUCCUGCCAGCCAGAGACAAUACAUCCUCAGACUACAAGGAGCUGGACGGUGAAUGAUGGCACAGUUUACACCUCUAGCACUUGAUAUUCCACAAACAGGCACACUUGAUUCCCACAACAUACUUAACCUGUUUUAUUGC